AUGGCAACGUUAUUUGAAAAUUAUGCAGUUAAUGUGGUGGUGAAUAAUGGUCGUUGUCAUAUUGAAUUGCAAAUCUACGAUACAGCAGGUAAGAAUCAAGACCUUGACAAUAUCCGACAGAUAGAAUACCCAGCGACGGACGUUAUACUUGUAUGUUUUUCUGUUGUUUCUCCAUCAUCGUUUGAGAGUGUAAAAUACAAGUGGAUUCCAGAAAUAAAAAAACAUUGUCCAAGAACCCAUUUUAUGUUGGUCGGAACUCAAGUCGAAUUACGCGAGGAUGCGGCUACCGUGGAGAAACUGCAGCAGAAUAAAAUGAAACCAAUCACAGCGGAAGAGGCAAAGGCACUAGCUGAGGCCUCCCAUGCUUACAAAUAUGUAGAAUGUUCAGUUUCCACACAGGAAGGUGUGAAGAAUGUUUUUGAUGAAGCUGCUUUGUCUGCAUUCGAAGCACUACCACCGUUACCAGAAAAUAAAUGUGAAGUCAUGACAUCUGACGAAAGAAAUGAUGAUGUUCUCGAGCGUCUCAGAGGAGUGGAAAGAACAAUAGCAAGUUCAUCAGAGAUAUGUUGCUCUUUUAAGUCAACCAGUGAUCACCCGGAGAAUACAGUGUUGUACCAUAGAAGCAUGCAAGCUACACGAUUAUACAAACAAGACAAAUUAUUAUGCAAAGUUGCAAGAAAGGACAGAGAAUUCAACCGAAGACAAGCUGCAAAAGCCAGGGGCGAUGAGGAUAUGUUACUUCGCAUUGGUCCAGAAGAUGGUCCUGAUCUUGUUGCCCAAGAUGUAGUAAAUCAUACCUACCACACAUUAAUACACGAAGGAGAUGAUAAUGUUAACAUAAAUGCUGAGACGAUUGAUGGACAAAACACUUUCCACUCUAUGGAAAGGGUUAUCUUUCCGCAACAGAAUGACAGCUCUACCAGCAACAUUCCAAGAGUAAAGCGUGGUGAUAACAAAUCACUUAUUCUAACAGAAGCAGGAAACUCAUUGACUGAAUGCAGAUACUUCAAAAAGCCAACCUGUACCUCCAAGAUUAGAAAGACAUUUGGAAGUGCUGAAAUCAUCUCUAGUAAUGGUAAGUUGAUUAUUAACUAA
Messenger RNA from Saccoglossus kowalevskii, 1095 nucleotides. RefSeq names its product cell division control protein 42 homolog. Gene Ontology annotation, biological process: small GTPase-mediated signal transduction. NCBI's taxonomy places the organism in Eukaryota, Metazoa, Hemichordata, Enteropneusta, Harrimaniidae. The record is from RefSeq and is a predicted model, not a curated record. Gene Ontology annotation, molecular function: GTP binding; GTPase activity.